Fukomys damarensis (Damara mole-rat) is the source of this 1960-nucleotide messenger RNA. It is a transcript of the gene S100a5, whose product is annotated as S100 calcium binding protein A5. The record is from RefSeq and is a predicted model, not a curated record. Gene Ontology annotation, cellular component: cytoplasm; nucleus. NCBI's taxonomy places the organism in Eukaryota, Metazoa, Chordata, Mammalia, Rodentia, Bathyergidae. Gene Ontology annotation, molecular function: calcium ion binding; transition metal ion binding. The transcript has 3 exons. The coding region runs from base 1486 to 1851 and encodes 121 amino acids.
AACCAAACCAAAAAAGAAACCAUUCACUGAAAGCCCUUUCUAAACCUUUGGCUUCAUAGUAGCUAAUGACCUUGACUGUGUCCUUGGCAGGAAAUAUCCUCCCCCACUGGUUGAUGGAGAUCUGCUCUUGGGUCUGGAGAGGUGAGAGGGUCUCCGUGUGCAGAGUGCCUAGGACAUGGGGAGGUGCCUUGUGUUAGGCCCCCACACACCUCCCCUCUUCUGCCUGUUGCUCCAUCAUGGAGUGAGUUCUGAUUUUUGUUUGGAAAAGCAAAGUUUCUGGGAUUGAAGACUUGUAUACUCACAGUGUGUUCCCCGCCCUUGUUUGUUAACAAGGAUGGUGAAAGUGGCAGGGGGUUUCUCCUCCGCCUGUCAGUCUCAGGAGGCUCUGCUGGGUGCCCUCAUAUCCCUGACCCCUUCUCAUUGGCCCUGUCUCUCUCUGGUCUCUUGGGCACUGGGAGCAAGGGACUAAAAGCAGAGAGCAGCGUGCAGGAGGCCAUUGCUGCUGCUUGGCUUCUCUGGAUUUGCUCCCUCCUUGGUGAGUCCUUCCUUCUGAUCUCCCGGUUCACCUCUGUUGGGCCACACAGGGGGAGGAGGCAAGAGGGUGACAAUCCAGUCACCUCCACAAAGAAGGCCCAGCCCAUGAGUGGAGGUAUGCUCGGGAAAGAGGGGCAGCGUUUGGAAUUGGGUCCAUAAGAGUUUCCUGCUAAGUAGCUCCGGGUGGAGGUGGGGGGCCAGAGCCAGCCAGGAUGCUCCUGCGGAUGCCCAGAGGCCCUUCCUUUGGCCGGUGUCCUGGCUGAGUCUCCUGGAGGUGGGAGAAGCUGAGUGGGUGGUGGGAGGUGAAUGAUGGUCCAGGUGAAGCAUUGCCGGGUGGGCUUUGGCUGGAGGUGGGAGCCAGCACCCUCUUCCUCCCGGAUCAGGACUCCCCCCGGGAUCUACCUGUAGCCCUUCAGUUCUACGGAUGUUCCUCCUUCCUCCCUAAGGGAUGUGGAUUUCAGGUCUGAGUCACACAACCUCCAGCAGCCUCUUCCCUAUGUGGGUGGCUCUGCGUAGAGCGCGGAGGUCCUCACUUAAACCCAAGCCCUGGAUCCAGUUCUAAGAGGCCCUUGCUUCCUGUCCAGCCUGUGGGUGUUGGUCAUGAGCAGCUCCUGGGCUUGGAGCUGGAGGCCUGGCAGGUCCUGCUUGCUGCUGAGACCUUAUCUCCCGAUGCCAGUUCCAGCUCCCUCUGAAGCCUGAACUCCUCUUUGGCAUGUCCGCACCUUUACAGCAAGGCUGUCCUUCAUAUCAGGUGGUGGGGGCACUGGAGAAGGAGGAGGGCUAAGGUGGGAACUCCCUCUGGGGAACCGGUGUCUGAACUGGAUGGGGCAGAGAGAACCUCUGACCACUAUCUGCUCCCUGUCUGCCCCCAGUUCUUCAUGGAGUCCUCCUCCCACUCUGCUCCCGGGCCCCUGAGCAGAGGAGCCUUCUUUGGGGGCUGAACAACCCACUAUGCUUGUUGCUCAGCAUUUGCCUUGGUCUCAUGAGACCCUGUCUGGACCUGGAUGGAUCCUCUUGGUGGUGGAUAGCUGCACACUGAUGGAGACCCCUCUUGAGAAGGCCUUGACCACAAUGGUCACCACUUUUCACAAAUACUCAGGGAGAGAGGGUAGCAAACUGACCCUGAGCCGGAAGGAACUGAAGGAGCUGAUAAAGCAGGAACUGAGUCUUGGGGAGAUGAAGGAGAGCAGCAUUGAUAACCUAAUGAAGAGCCUGGACAAGAACAGCGACCGGGAGAUUGACUUCAAGGAGUACUCGGUGUUCCUGACCACCCUGUGUAUGGCCUACAACGACUUCUUCCUGGAGGACAACGAGUGACCCAGCUGCCCUCUGUCCUCCCUGUCAGCCCUUGCCCCUGCCUGCUGUAGCCCCCGGAACAGACCCUCUGUGGCCCCAUCCCCUCUCUCUGAUGGAAAUAAAGGAGGCU